GUCUUUCAGAUUCGCAUUGUGCACUGGGUUAUCCAUGGCUCCAGCCUUUGGUGGUCUCCUGUUGCUCGGCAUUCUGGGUGCAUUGUGGGCCCAGCGGGAAGUGGCCAUACAGCCGGGACCCCUGUUUCGUACGGAAGGGACACACAUCAGUAUCUGGUGCAAUGUGCGUGGCUACCAGGGGCCCUCGGAGCAGAAUUUUGAUUGGUCCAUAUACCUGCCCGCCGCCCCUGAGAAGGAGAUCCAGAUAGUCAGUACCCAGAAUCCCUCCUUUGCGUAUGCCCUGUACCAGCCGCGAGUGCGCUCCGGGGGCAUCUACGUGGAGCGAGUGAGCGGGGACCGGGCCCUCUUACAUAUCCGCCAACUGCAGGACCAGGACACGGGCGAGUACGAAUGCCACACCCCCAACACUGACCCCUCCUAUCAUGGCAGCUACAGCGCCAAGGUCAACCUGCAAGUUCUGCCCGACACCCUAGAGGUCACGAUGCCCCCCCAGGACCUGCAGAAAGCAGAGGGGGCCCCCCUGGAGUUGCACUGCCACGUGUCGGUGUCGCCCACUCAGCACACCCACCUGUCCGUCACGUGGCUACUUACCUCUGGCAGCGACACGGAAAUCCUGAGUCUGACCCGCGACUUUGAGCUCCUCCCAGGGGCGGGCUAUGGGCGGCGCUUCCAGGCCGGGGACCUGCGGAUGGACAAACUGGGCAGCGCCGACUACAGACUGCGCAUUGGGGCCCUGCAGGAGUCGGACCAGGGGCGGAUCUCUUGUCGGGCGCAGGAAUGGAUCCAGGAUCCGGGCGGGAACUGGACUGUCAUCACCCAGAAGCAGUCGCACAGAACCAAUGUCACGGUCCAACCACUGACAGGAAAUGAUUUUGAGGUUGAGGCCCAGGCUGCCGACUCCCCCAUCCCCCCCGGGAGCCCCCUACUGGUCACUUGCUCCAUCCACACCCUGGAGCCAUCUGGGCGCCUUUUCCAUGUCACGUGGCUGCUGGACAGUAAGAAAGUGGUCUCCCUGCCCCCCUCAGGCAUCCUCUCCGUCGAAGGGCACUUUGGGGCAAGAAAUACCCUGGGGCAACUCUCUGUAGGAAGAAGAACCCUGGUGUCCUGGUACUUACGGAUCAGCCAGGCCCUUAGGGAAGAUGGAGGCUCCUAUGCCUGUCAGGUCUCUGAGGAAGGAGCAGCUCAGGGGGCAACAAGGAGCAAAACCUCAGCCCCCGUGUCUAUCAUUGUGGCACAUAAAGAGAGUGAGCUGCGGGUGGUACUCGGCACUGCUGUACAGCCGGUGUAUGAGGGGAGUUCCGGU
Xenopus tropicalis (tropical clawed frog) is the source of this 1303-nucleotide messenger RNA. RefSeq names its product immunoglobulin superfamily member 3 gene 3 (gene igsf3.3). The record is from RefSeq and is a predicted model, not a curated record. NCBI's taxonomy places the organism in Eukaryota, Metazoa, Chordata, Amphibia, Anura, Pipidae. The transcript has 5 exons. The annotation marks the transcript as partial.